Nicotiana tabacum (common tobacco) is the source of this 2836-nucleotide messenger RNA. Lineage: Eukaryota; Viridiplantae; Streptophyta; Magnoliopsida; Solanales; Solanaceae. The record is from RefSeq and is a predicted model, not a curated record.
AUUGCUAAUUGCACAAGUUAAUUACAUUUUUUCUCCACGUCUAAUUAAACAAUAAGUAUCAAAUAAACUGCUAUCAACGGACAGGAUAUUUUUCCUCACUGAGGAUGUUUGUUGGUAGAGAAUUGUUGACAGACGGACGCUGUUUUCUAUUUGGGUAUAGUCAUAGUUUACACUUUACAGAAUACUAACCUAACCAUGGUUAAUUAACUCUGACAUCAGGACGCACUAUUGUUGGAGCAUUUCUGUGCUCUCUUAUAAAUAUCCCUCUCUCAGCCGAUUUUCCGUCCCCUCAAUAUCGCCUACGAUUUUCCUAGGUCUCUCUGUUUCUCACUGCUCCACAUUUACAUACAUAACUUUAUAUAUUUAUUUUUAUAUAAAUUAUUAUUUAUCACAGCGAGAGAACGGAAGGGAGAGAUCAUCGGAGGUGAGAGAAUCGUUUGUGGCUCUACUUGUUGGUGUUCAACUCAUUUCAUUGUCAUCGAAACGACGUCGUUAGAGGUAAUUCGAGAUUGAAGCUUGAUAUGGCUGCUACUGCAACUGCAUCUUCUGCUGGUCCGCGUUACGCACCAGAGGACCCCACCCUCCCAAAACCUUGGAAAGGCCUGGUUGAUGGUAAGACUGGAUACCUCUAUUUUUGGAAUCCAGAGACCAAUGUUACCCAAUAUGAGAGGCCUGUUGCUCCUUCCCAUGGGGGUACUGCUCCACAACAUAAAUCAUCGGUAUCUGUAAGUUCAUCAGUUCAAAGGCCUUCUCAAGGUCAACCUCCUGACCGUGAUGAUGACAAUGAAUACAACAGAGGUAGCAAUGGUGGCUGGAGCAAGCUUUCUUCUGGUGAGGAUAUUAAGACUGCAAGAGGAAGUGAGCUUUCCCGCGAUGAAACAUCUGUACCUAAAAGCAAUAGUGCUCCAGCUGCUGCUAGUAACAUAUCUCCNUACUGUCUAUAUGGAGGCGCCCCAAAAGGCCCUCAGCUACGAGAUCUGGAUAGGGGAGUAGAUAUUGUUGUCGCUACCCCUGGUCGUUUGAAUGAUAUUUUGGAGAUGAGAAGAAUUAGGCUGGAUCAAAUUUCUUACUUGGUGUUAGAUGAAGCGGAUCGUAUGCUGGACAUGGGAUUUGAACCUCAGAUAAGGAAGAUUGUAAAAGAGGUGCCAACACGACGGCAGACACUGAUGUUCACGGCGACAUGGCCAAAGGAGGUCCGUAAAAUUGCAGCUGAUCUAUUGGUUAAUCCAGUUCAGGUUAACAUUGGGAAUGUUGACGAACUUGUUGCAAACAAGUCUAUAACACAGUACGUUGAAGUCUUGUCAUAUAUGGAGAAACAAAGGCGGCUAGACCAGAUCUUGAGAUCCCAAGAACCAGGAUCAAAAAUCAUAAUCUUCUGUGCAACAAAGAAAAUGUGUGACCAACUUGCUCGCAAUCUUACACGCCCAUUUGGAGCUGCUGCAAUUCAUGGUGAUAAAUCUCAGGGUGAGAGGGAUCAUGUAUUGAGCCAGUUCCGCACGGGUAAAUCCCCCGUUCUUGUCGCUACAGAUGUUGCUGCCCGGGGCUUGGAUGUCAAAGAUAUCAGGGUGGUGAUCAACUUUGACUUUCCUACCGGAGUAGAGGAUUAUGUACACAGAAUAGGAAGAACUGGUCGGGCUGGUGCGACUGGUGAGGCCUACACAUUUUUUUGUGACCAGGAUGCUAAGCAUGCUUCAGAUCUUAUUAAAAUUUUAGAAGGAGCAAAUCAGCAAGUGCCUACUGAACUACGUGAUAUGGCUUCUCGAGGUGGUGGUAUGGGAGGGGCUAGGCGUCAAUGGAGUUCUGGCCCAGGUGGACGUGAAGGAGGACGUGGGGGACGUUAUGAUUCCGGCUAUGGUGGAAGAGAUGGAGGAAGGGGUGGUUGGGGAGCACCAUCAUCGGAAAGAAGUGGACGUGAUUAUGAGUCGGAUUCACGUGACAGUGAUAGAUAUGGUCAUGGCUCUCGUGAUACCGACGCUCCACCGAGCUUCCACGCUCGUAGCUUCCAUGAAACAAUGAUGCAGGCUUCACAGAGACGUGGUCGAAGUCGGAGCAGAAGCCCGAAUAAAGGUUCAGGAUGGGGUGAUACAAAAAGCAGGGAACGCAGUCGCAGCCGUAGUGCUGAAAGAUUUGAUCAGGCUCCUCGUCAAGCCCCAGUGGGACGCAGUUUUCAUGAAAGCAUGAUGGGGCGCAGUGGAUCAUCCCCAGUGGCCUCAAAACACCGAUCACCCUCUUACUCUGAUAAUCGAUCUCCAUCAGCUGGUGAUUGCCAAAAGGGCUGGGAAAAAGAAAAAUCUCCACCUAGAUGGCAAGGUGAUGGGAAAUUUGGCAAUGAACCUCGUGCUUACAAUGGGGAGGAGGAAGAAGGUAUGAUUCCUGAAGACGUCGAAACAAGGGCCUAACUUGGCAUAUCUUAUAUUCUGUGUUAAUUUUGAUGUGUGUAGCUACCGUAGGAUUUGCAGGAAGAAAAAGGACCCUUUUUGCUUUGGUUCAACUAUCAUCAGUACUGCAUUUUUUGGUAAACAAUGUUCUCAGAUAGAAGCUCUUAGCGUAUUGAAAGUAGAUAGCUGAAAGUGGAAAGUUUUUGACUGAUGUAAAUGUAAACAGUGUGACAUCAAGCUCGGUUUAAUGGUACUAUAGCAAUCAUACAUUGCUAAGAAAAGCCCACUUUGAAGCGUUGUUUGUGUUGAUUCUCUUGAAUCCUGAUUGUUCAUUAGGUCUUUAGCAUGAGCUAAUUUCAGUAGUUCAGGCAUUACUUCGAAAGCCAUGAGCAAAACUUGGCUUUCUUUAUUUUUGUUUUUAAGUUAAAAAGGAGGUGCAAGAUGAGCACUUUAUUGCA